GUUAUUAUUUAUAACACAUUCAUAGAAACACACGCAUACAUAUACACGCGCACAUAUACAUACAUGAUAGUGCGCCAAUUUGAUAUGUAAAAAAAAAAAAAAUAAUAAUAAUCAUAAGUGAUUUCCAGCAAUAAUAGUAAAUUUUUGCCUUACUAAAAACAAUCUAAGUAGAAAGUGACAAAAUGCCAGAAAUUAAACUCCAACAUAUAGUAUCAUACAGCAGCCAGGACACAAAUCAUCCGGCAGAGAAUCUCCUCAAACCUGAUGGUUUCCACAAAUGGAAAUCAGCAAGUGCUGGGGAAAAAUCAUUAUCAGCCAUAUUACAGUUUGAAAAAGCCUCAAAAAUCCACUCAAUUGAUAUCGGAAAUGAUGGCUCUGCUUUUGUUGAGGUUUUGGUGGGACGAUCCUCAUCUCACAAUGACGAUUUCAAGGUUAUUCUUGUCACAUCAUCGUUUAUGUCUCCAAUGGAAAGCCGGAAUAAUAAAAAUCGAUACAGUGUACGCAUGUUUGGUUCAGAUAAGUUAAGCAAGCCUGCAACUGAAGAGAAGUGGGACCGAGUAAAGAUAAUAUGUACUCAGCCAUUUAACAAGACUACCAAUUAUGGCUUAUCAUUUAUAAAAUUUCAUUCUCCCCCAUCUUCAGAAAACCAGUCAAGUGCUACUGUAAGCACAGUGGACAAGGAAGAGGAUGAUUUAAUUAAUCCAAAGAAAAUUGGUGCCUUCUUUUUCCGCCAAGGUGAGGAGGAUAAAAAAGAUUUAAAAGUUGGAAGCCUCUUUGCUCGACAAAAGGAUAAACCAGAAAGUUCACCUUUAACAGGUGCUGCAGCUAUUCGAGCUGCAUCCAAUCAAGCCCGUUCAACAUAUCUUGAAAUGAAAUCUAGCACCAGUACCAACAGUACUCCAGAGGUGAAAAAGAAACGCAAGCAUAACAUCAGUGAUGAUGAAGACGUUCUGGAGGUGAAGAAGAGCAAGUCAAAGAAUGGAGACAGUCAUCGGAGCCACAUGCCACAAAACGACAGACCAACCCAUCAGAAGGAAGAUUCCAGGAAAGAAAAGAAAUCUAAUUCUUCAUCGAGGGACGAUGUUAAAUCUACUCCUAGUAGUAGUAGUAGUAGUAGUAAUAGCCACAAAAAUAGCCAUCACAAAUCAGAAACCACUACAUCUAAAGCUGCCAUAUCAAAGUCAAACAAACCAUUCAGCAAGAUCAUGGAUAAUGUGGUAUUUGUACUCAGUGGUUUCCAGAACCCAUUCCGUGCUGAUUUACGAGACAAAGCCAGAGAAAUGGGGGCAAAAUAUCGACCAGAUUGGAGCAGUGACUGCACUCAUUUGGUGUGUGCAUUUGCUAAUACACCAAAGUAUAACAUGGUCAAGGGACAAGGCAGAAUAGUUACAAAACAAUGGGUAUUGGAUUGUCACAAACAAAGAACACUCCUACCUUGGAGGAAAUACCAACUGGAAGAUGAAGAAGAGGAGGAUGAAAAGGCAGACAAAGGGCAAGUGAAGGAUGAAGGGAAAAAGCAGAAAAAAGAGAAAGAGAAAAAGGGUGAUGAUGAAGAGGAGGAAGAGGAGGAGCAGCACACCCAGGUGAUCGAUGAAGAGGAAGACUAUUCACAACAGUCGAGAUUGUCAAAGAGUAAAAGUGAUCCUGAAUAUUUACCAUCCAUGGAGGACCGAGAGUCCACUGAUGAAGAAGAAGAAGAAGAAGAAGAAGGUGUAGUAUCUGAAGAAGACACAGACGAUGAAGUCAGAAGGAUCAAAAAUGCUGCAAAUAUACAGUCAGAAUCAUCCAGUUCAUCUGAUGCUGGACCAUCCAGACUCGUUUUCCAUGCAGCAGAUACUUUGGAAAUUAACCGCAAUGUAGACGACGAUGAUGAUGAUGAUGAUAACAAUGAUCAUGACAAAAAUAACAACAGCAGUGAUGAUGAUGACAAUGAUGAUAAUGAUGAUGAUGAUGAUGAUGAUGCUUUCGGUGCUGCUACAGAUGUUGAUGAAGAUAAAAUCAGUGAUUCAGAUUCUGAAUUGCCCAUCUUGCCAGACUUCUUUUCAGACAAACACUUCUUCCUUUAUGGAAACUUCGAUGAAUCAGAACGGCAUAAACUAACUCGAUACAUUAUUGCAUAUAAUGGUGAAGUUGAAGAUUAUAUGAAUGACAAUGUUAACUUUGUUGUAACAUCUGAACAAUGGGAUGAUAACUUUGAUGAGGCUUUAUCAAACUACCCACAACUAACUUUUGUACAUCCAAAAUGGCUGUAUAGCUGUCAUAUGAAGAACAAAUGGGUUCCUUACCAACUUCACAUUGUCACUCCAGCCAGUGAGUAAUGAAUGUAUGGCUCCCACAGACUAACAACUAAAGCUGUUUCUCUCAUCAUUGCUGUUUGGAUGUUUAAAUUGGGGUGGGUGGAACAAUGAAGAGCAGAAACAAAAACAGUUGUACAUAAAACAGUAAUUAUAUAUUUUGCUUGAUAUAUAAGACUUGUUUUCAUUUACAUUAUAUAAAACAUUCUCAUUUGAAUUUAAAAUUUUUUUUCCGUCUCCAUCCUACCUCCACAAAAAAGUUUGCUUUUUUUUCACAUGUUUUCAAUCACUUUACACAUGUUUUCAAUCACUUUACACAUUUAUUGGAUAAAUGUUCCAAUAAACUUUUAUAAAAA
Octopus bimaculoides (California two-spot octopus) is the source of this 2650-nucleotide messenger RNA. Its product is annotated as DNA repair protein XRCC1. Lineage: Eukaryota; Metazoa; Mollusca; Cephalopoda; Octopoda; Octopodidae. Gene Ontology annotation, molecular function: damaged DNA binding. The record is from RefSeq and is a predicted model, not a curated record. Gene Ontology annotation, biological process: base-excision repair; double-strand break repair via nonhomologous end joining; single strand break repair. Gene Ontology annotation, cellular component: nucleus.